Molecule: messenger RNA, 4325 nt
Organism: Perca fluviatilis (European perch)
Lineage: Eukaryota; Metazoa; Chordata; Actinopteri; Perciformes; Percidae
Product: major facilitator superfamily domain-containing protein 12-like
Exons: 11
Coding region: 706-2163 (485 amino acids)
Biological process (GO): carbohydrate transport
Cellular component (GO): membrane
Molecular function (GO): symporter activity
Source: RefSeq, a predicted model, not a curated record
UUGUUUACAUGUGUUUGCAUUUUUAAAGCCGUAUAUGUUUGAAGCCAGGUAGCUGAAGGUGAACGGUGCGUCGGUACGGCUCGGUGCUUUCUGUACCGAGGUGGAUUCAACGUUAACGUUACACGCCGCUGCCGUUGGGCGAAAUUUACAAAGAACAGGCACUCGAAAGGUUUCUGUCUAAUUUCGGUCACUUUCAAUUGAAUUUUGGUUGGUUUUUUUUUAUAGCAACGUAGCCUACGUAACGUUACUUAAGUUAAGCUGAGAUACAACCUCUCUCAUACGCGAAUUCUUUUCUCUCAGCGGACGUUGUUUCGGCGUUGAUAUGUGAUGUUAGGCGAGAAAUGCGGCGUUUGGGUCUCCGGCUCUUUCGGUUUUCGUUUGUCCCCUGAUGCUCCUGAUCCUGGCUUUGCCACACAGCUCUCCACUGUCACCUGAUCACACCGAGAUGAAAGGGAAUAUCUUUUAGGUCAUCUUGCUGAACGGACUAACAUGAUGAUAAGUGUAUGUAAGGCAAGUAACGUGUGGAAACAGGGGACCGAACAAUCGUCUUUCGUCGAUCAGCCCCGUUCAACCGUUCCCAGAGUCUAAAAAGUUCGUCUAACUUUAGCAAGUUUAUUGGACUUAUUUUAGCCCCUGCACGGUGUACCUGAUGAAGGCGCGUGUUUAGAUUUUCGUUUAAAGUGUUUUAUUCUCCCACGAGCCAUAAUGUCGGACACAGAGAUGUCUCUGCCGGUCCUCAAGAAGCUGAGCUAUGCGGUGGGACACUUUCUGAACGACCUGUGUGCCUCCAUGUGGUUCACAUACCUACUGGUGUUCUACCACUCAGUACUGGGAUUCCAAAACACGAAUGCAGGUGUGUUGCUGUUGGUUGGCCAGAUAGCCGAUGGUAUCUGUACGCCUCUCAUUGGCUACGAGUCUGACCGAACCCCUGGCUGUGGCAACUACGGCAAGAGGAAGACAUGGCAUUUAGUUGGAACACUGAGCGUGGUGCUAUCCUUUGCCUUCAUCUUCAACCAGUGUCUGGGCUGUGGCCCCCUCACCCCUCAGUGGGCCAGUCUGACCUACUUCAUCCCGUUCAUCAUCGUCUUUCAGUUCGGCUGGGCCGCCACCCAGAUCUCCCACCUGUCUCUCAUUCCAGAGCUGGUCACCUGUGAGCACGCCAAAGUAGAACUCACUGCAUACAGGUAUGCGUUCACCGUGGUAGCCAACAUCACAGUGUAUGCUGUGGCUUACCUGCUGUUCCACUUCCAGGCCGGAGGGGACGACGACCCACUCAGUGACGGGCUUGGACCAGCAGAUAUCCCCGUCUUCAGGAAUCUGGCGUUUAUUGUGCUGGCCAUCGGCGCUCUCUUCUCCGUCUUCUUCCACCUGGGAAUCACAGAGAGGAGGCGUGAAACAGGAGGGGAGGCCGGAGGAGAGGAGGGGAGGAAGAGGAUAGGGGAGGAGGAGGAGGGAGAGGGGGAGCGGAAGCCCCUGCUUCCCCGCCCGAGGACCUCCACGCAUCUUCUGCAGUGGAGAUGUUGGCUGCAGCAGCCUUCUUUUUACCAGGUGGCCUUACUUUACAUGUCUACCAGGCUAAUAGUCAAUCUGUCUCAGACCUACAUCUCAAUGUAUCUCAUCAACACUCUGGAGCUGCCCAAGAAGUUCAUCGCAACCAUCCCAUUAGUGAUGUACCUGAGUGGCUUCCUGUCCUCCUUCAUCAUGAAGCCUGUCAGUAAACACAUUGGGAAAUGUCUCACCUACUUCGUGGGCCUGCUGCUGAUUAUGGCCUUCUCCUACUGGGUGCUGUUGGAUGGCCAGAUGGGUCAGCGGGUGUACGGGGCCGCUGCGCUGCUGGGGGCGGGGUCAGCCACCAUCCUGGUCAUAUCGCUCUCCAUGACCGCGGAGCUCAUCGGCGAUCAGACGCAAAGUGGAGCAUUUGUGUAUGGAGCCAUGAGUUUCACUGAUAAAGUGGCUAAUGGGUUAGCUGUGAUGGCCAUCCAGGCUCUGCAUCCUUGCCAUACUGUGUUGUGCUGUCCGGCCUGUGUGUGGUUCUACCAUUACAUCAUGGUCAUAGUGACGGGAGGCGUGGCAGUCGUCGCGGCUUUGGCGCUCUGCUCCAUCCUCAUCUGGCCAAUCAAGAUCAGACCACUUAUCUCUAUGGAUGCAGCCAGAGUCAACUGACCGCCCCUUCCCUACAACAACUGAGAUCCAGAAGGACAAGAAGAGCUUUCACUUUUGUUUUGAAGAUUCAUGUCUAGUUGUUCAGGCAGAAAGCUCCAGGGGAAUUCCUGGCUGUCUGCUCGACUGGUGCAGUCACUGUGGCACAUUCAUCACUUCUGAUAAAGUAACAGGGGCGAACAGGGACACCAAUUUUUUUUCCAGUUUUCUCAUCAUGUUCCAAAACUUACUUUCAUCCCAGGACCUGGUAAUUAGCUUUAGCUUAGCUUUUUUUAAUGGAUUUUUACCCACUUUCAAACACCUGUUAGAGCCAAAUAUCUACCACAGUUGAAAGCACAGGGUUUGUUUCGGAGGCUGUUUAAAUAUUUUCAGCUGUUGCGGAUGCGUCUUUGAGUCGGUUCGUGCCGCCCCUGGCUAAUAUGCGCCAAAUCGCAUCCUUCCAUUGUCCUAAUAUGCGAUCGCACUGCCUCUAAAAUUCCCUUUGCGUUCUGCCCAGACCCAUUUAUCAGCAGAGACAGCGAGAAUUAGAACGACCACGCUGUACACCUGCUUGAAAAUGAUUGGACGUUGCUAAUCGGCGGGCGGCCCAGCAGCUGAUGAAUGAGCUGGUGAUUACGAAGCCGCUACUACUGGCCAGCGAAAGCUUUUCUGUUGCAUUACUGAACACAUUCGUACACUUUUUUUUUUUUUUUUAAAUCACAUAUUUAUACUAUAAUCCUAAUUUUAUGUCCGUAGAACCCACACACAAAAUAGUUAUUAUACAGCUAACAUCUAUAUAGGGCCGCAGAUACAGUGGGUCUCCGCACAUGAAGCUGCAUCAGCAUUGAUUGUAUAGAUUCCUUAUACACUGCAGGGUUGUGACCAUAGAAAUGGUGGUGCGCCGAUCACGGAAGGCUUGUGUCGUGUGGACGCGCCGACAGCGCUGUUGUCAUUACUUAGAAUUCCUCGUGGGCGGGGGCGACAGAAACUACACACUAUAGCUUUAACGCGUAUUGUCACCAUGACAACUAACAACAAUCGCCAUUCUGUCGCGUACCAAUCAAAUGACCACGGCCAACAGUUCAAUGGCCUUUCUAUCCAUUUUAUUUCUAUGGUUGUGACCAAAAGUGGUCGACUGCUUCACCACGGAGCCGUGAGCAGGAAUAAGCUUUGGGUGCUUUUUUUUUAGGUUGGAUUUUGUUGGAAAACGAUGAGAAAACAGGUUCCAGGUCAUAAGUAGUCUUUAGUUGCAGCUUAUUUCAUUACAUGUCUGUUGUUAGACAGAACAGAGCAUGAGAGGAAAGACUGGGAACACAUCGACACGUUCACCGCCGAUAUCUGAGCGCAGCCGCCGGCUGGACUGGAUCACUUCAAAAGGGAACUGCUGUCCUGCUGCUUCACUAACGCACAUCAGAGACAAAAAGAAAAAAAAAGUACGAUGAAGAGAGGCCAGAUACAGUAUGGAUGUGGUGUGCAUUCAAGUGACCAAGCUCAGGAACACCAAAGAAGAAGCAGGGACCAUUGUAAAGUCAGCGUCCUAUCAGCUGAUGCCUCGUCAGUACUUAGUUAUGCCAAUGUGACCGACAACUGCAUUCCAAAAAUCAUUCCCGAGUUUCUAAGUGGAAUGCUUUAGGGCUACUAACAGCUAACGAUUGUUUUCACAGUCGUUUAAUGUGUCAAUUAUUUUUUCUCGAUUAAAUGUUUGGUCUGUUAAAUGUCUGUUUCCCAAAGCUCUAGACCACGUCCUCAAAUGUCUUCUUUUGUCCACAACUCAGUCCAUACUCAGUUUAGUGUCAGAGGAGAGAAGAAACUAGAACAUAUUCCCAUUUAAGGAGCUGGAAUCAAGAGAAUUUAGCUUUUUCUCAUAAAAAAAGUUACUCAAACGAUUAAUCGAUUAUCAAAAUAGUUGGCGAUUACUUUAAUAGUUGACAAAUAAUAGAUUCAUCUUUGCAGCUCUAAAACACUGCAUUAAAGGGUCAUCACACUAUAUUUCCUCACACUGAUGAACCACUACAUUUACACACCGACUGUCGACGGACGCACGGAAACUGACGCUGAAAUCCAGACGGUCGUGAUGGGGAGAAUCAAGCCUCGUUACAACGCACAGACGACUCUUAAAGAAACACACCGACUUAUUGGGACUUUAUCUUAUUCACCGUAACCCCCAGAGUUAGACAAGUCCAUAC